CACACCAACGGUUUUCCAAACACCGGUACAUACCCAAAACCUAACCUCAAACACAAGAAAAAACGAAAAAAAAAAAUUGAGAGAACACUCAGUGUGGUGAGCAGUGUUUCUAGUGAACAGUGUAAUGUGAUUUCCCCGCGAUGACAACCAAAAAGAAUUCCUAUUCCAACCCGGCUUUCUGCCAGCAGAGCGAAUUCCAAAACGGCCGACCGCCCAACGUUUCGAGCCCUCAGGGCAGCGUCAGGCGGUCACCCUUGGGGGCCCUGACCAUUCCCAAAGUGUCGGACAUCGAAGAAGGUCUGGGGGAACAGGAGUUCUACGAGGAAGUGGUGGUGGACGCUGAGGGAUUCAUCACGGACAAGAAGUUCGUGGUGGUCGCCCAAAAUAACGAAGGAAAGAAAUACAUACAGGUGCCUCAGAGCGAAGAUAGGCUUGGUAGCAGAUAUGGACUACCACCUACCGAAGACCCUAAACAGGGCAGCAGAUACGCCCCUCCACAAUUCAGACAGAAGGAAGCCAAAAUCACCAGAACCCAAAGUAUGCGGUACGAGUACAUCCAGAUGCAAGAACAAGAUUCGAGAAUGGCAACACUGAAAACAACACCCAGGAAGAUACGGUACCACGACGAUAUGGAAAUCACACCAUCAAGUCGGGUACAUCGAUACGCUGUGAUAGAACCUGAAGAGGAAACCGAAUUGACAUCUAACAACACAAGGUACGCCUUGGUACCAGUAGACCAGCUAAAUAACCUCGUAGCUGCACAACCAACCGCACCUCGCCAAACCAAAAACAGAUACGAAUACAUCCAGGACCACCAAAUGCCUCAGGCACCACCUCAGAGCCCCAGCAGAUACGACUACAUCCCCAAUCAGCCCAAGGCUCACAGCCCCAGCAGAUACGAUUACCUUCCCGAUCACCCAAAAGCCCCAGCAGUCAACCAGAGCCCCAGCAGGUACGACUACCUCCAGAAGCCCCAGCAAGGUAGCCCCAGCAGACAGGUACGCUACGAGUACCAGCGGCAGCCUCCCAGAGGCAAUCCCAUAGCUACCCAAAAGCUCCACGAGCUUCUCAGCACCCCUAGGAAGCCUCUGCAGACCAGGAACCAAGUGACCUCGCCCCCGGCAGCCAGGAGAUUAGCAUCGCCUCCUCUGUCGCCGAUUCUUAGCGAGUUCCAGGUCAAGACUCCUCCGAAGCCGAGAGGCACUACCCCCAAGGCCCAGCAGAAGCUGAACUACGCUCUUGGUACGAGACAGCUGGCGCAGCAAGACAAACGAUCUACCGCCAUAGUAGCCCCGAUGUGCUCUAGCCCGAUUCAAUCGGUCUACAGCGAAACGACCUACUCGAAAUCGGGGUCGUGGUUGAAUUUGAGCGUGAAGCAAGCUCCUGCGCAGGCGUGGUUGUCUUUGGUGGCGAUGUUGAUGUUUGUUACCGGUGCGGUGACGGCGGGGUUGUGUUUUUAUAUGAUUUCGAACAUGGGGAGGCAGUACUUUUUGGACUUUGGGGCGGUGGCGGGGUUCACGUGUCUGGUGUUGGGGUUGCUCGGGUUCAGGAGCAGGAAGGUGUCUUGGUUGCCCAACAGGAACUAUAUUUCAGGCUACCUGGUGCUCAGCCUGCUCAGCCUGCUAACCUGCGGCGGGCUGCUGGUGCUGCUGCUGAAACAGCCCCGCCCAGGCACGCCCCUCGCCGACAUCGCGUCGGGGGCGGUGUGCGGCGUGGCGGUGCUCUGCCUCCUGAUGGCCGCCACCGGGGUGGUGUCGAGCUACUGUUGCCGAUACCCGCCGCCAGACAACCGGGUGCAGCAUUGCGCCGAAGGGUUCGCGGUGUGAAUGGUAUACGGGGUGUUUCAUAAAGUCGGGACCAUAUGGGAAAAGAUUUUGAUAACGAUUCAUUUCGGAUUUUUGGGCGUCAAGUUUUGUUUUAAUAAAGAUGAAAAAUAGACUGCUAGCUCGGUUGGGGUCACACUACAUCUCAAAAGUUCAUUUUUUUCAAAAUAUUCGCUCAUUUGUAAGAAUUUCAAAGAAGUUUACUGAGAAAAGGUGUUUUUCUGCAACCGACACAAAAGUCAUCCAUUUUGACACCAA
Molecule: messenger RNA, 2081 nt
Organism: Phaedon cochleariae (mustard beetle)
Lineage: Eukaryota; Metazoa; Arthropoda; Insecta; Coleoptera; Chrysomelidae
Source: the annotation of a GenBank genome assembly